AUGCCAUCCGCAACAACCUCUGGAGCUGACUCGGGCUCCAGUGGAUCAGCAAGAUCGCGCGAACACGCGCAAGGAAACCAAGACCGCAAAUAUACAGUCGAACAGAAAGCAGCCGUGAUCAGAGUACGAAAAUGUUCUCCGACGGCAUUUUAUGAAAUCCUGGCAGUCCAGAAGACGGCGACCGAUGGCGAGAUCAAGAAAGCUUAUCGCAAGCUGAGUUUGCUUACGCAUCCGGAUAAGAAUGGUUAUGAUGGGGCCGAUGAGGCUUUUAAGAUGGUAUCGCGUGCAUUCCAGAUUCUGUCCGAUUCCGAUAAGAAGGCGAGAUAUGAUAAGUUCGGCGGCGACCCUGAUAGCAGAUUCUCAGCGUCUGGCGCAAGUGCUGGACCAUCAGCUGGCGGCAAUCCAUUCGGCGGAUUUGGUGGUGGUGGUGGUGGUGGUGGUGGAUUCCCACAAAGUCGGGCUGGCGGACCCAUGUUCGAGGAGGAGAUAUCGCCGGAGGAAUUGUUUAAUCGGUUUUUCGGCGGUGGAUUUGGGCCUAUGGGUGGCGGCGGAUUUGGUCCAUUUGGUGGCGGUCCUCAGUUUGUCUUCAAUAUGGGCGGUGGUCCCGGGUUCAGAGUUCACCAAUUCGGCGGGCCAGGUGCUCGUAGAAGACCGCGUGAAGCCAAUGCCCAAACACAACAACCUGCGUCUCCCGGCUGGGCUUCGUUGACUCAACUUCUCCCGCUUAUUCUAUUAUUUAUCUUCCCGCUUCUCUCCUCGCUAUUCUCAGGAGGACCAACAGUUCCCACCGGACCCUCCUAUCGAUUUGACGGACCAGUAUCUCCGCAUACUAUGCAACGGACUACGCCGGAGCUCAAAUUGAAUUACUACAUCAACCCGCAAGACGUGGACGAUUUCAGCAGCCGGAAAUUCAAACAACUAGAUGUCCGGGUUGAAAACGAGUUUCUCCAUAAUCUCCAGUACGAGUGUGAUAUGGAAGUACAAGAAAGGGAACGAAGGAUGCAGGCAGCGCAGGGCUGGCUAUUCCCGGAUGUCGAGAAGAUGAAAGAGGCGAGGGCUAUGGAGUUGAAGAGCUGUCGUCGCUUAGAUGAUUUGAGGGUCAAGAAGAGGAGAUUUUAG
This is a messenger RNA of Talaromyces marneffei, 1119 nucleotides long. RefSeq lists its product as uncharacterized. NCBI's taxonomy places the organism in Eukaryota, Fungi, Ascomycota, Eurotiomycetes, Eurotiales, Trichocomaceae. Gene Ontology annotation, molecular function: Hsp70 protein binding. Gene Ontology annotation, cellular component: endoplasmic reticulum membrane. Bases 1 to 1119 code for a protein of 372 amino acids. Gene Ontology annotation, biological process: cellular response to misfolded protein. The transcript has 3 exons. The record is from RefSeq and is a predicted model, not a curated record.